This is a messenger RNA of Cladophialophora immunda, 1680 nucleotides long. RefSeq lists its product as uncharacterized. The record is from RefSeq and is a predicted model, not a curated record. Gene Ontology annotation, molecular function: RNA polymerase I cis-regulatory region sequence-specific DNA binding. Gene Ontology annotation, biological process: transcription initiation at RNA polymerase I promoter; nucleolar large rRNA transcription by RNA polymerase I. Gene Ontology annotation, cellular component: nucleus; RNA polymerase I upstream activating factor complex. Bases 318 to 1145 code for a protein of 275 amino acids. The transcript is spliced from 5 exons. NCBI's taxonomy places the organism in Eukaryota, Fungi, Ascomycota, Eurotiomycetes, Chaetothyriales, Herpotrichiellaceae.
CCAAGUUUACCCAUAGUUAGCACCUCUUCUAUAUUUCCUUGGGUGCAUCACCGUCCCUGAUCUUCUUGGCUCGUUAUUGACUGAUGCGACUCCUCUAAUAACCUAUUUACAAUCAUAAUUUUCACACUUUUGACCGGUCGGUGGUUGCUUCGCGCAACUCUGGCAGCGUUGAUGCACUUUGGUCGAGGUGGAGGGAGCGGAUGGCGCAUGACUACUCUCUGACUGUGGCCUGACCGCAUCCAACCUCUACAUUCGCUAAGUCGUGUUUUGCCCGCUUGAUCGAAUCUCGACCUCAUUUCUUGCUUAUUUCAAUCGCCAUGUCGUUGCCACCGGAGGUCCGCGCGCGGUUUAUCACUAUCAUUGAUUCGAUCCUCGAGAGUGCUGAUCUCACAACUAUCACGACUAAGAAAAUUCGGCAAGGCAUACAGGAUCAAGUCGAAUAUGACAUUACGCCGCAGAAGAAUGCCAUCAGGGAGCUGAUUGGCGAGAGAUUUGAUCUCAUAAAUGCGAAGAGAAAUGGCGAGACUACCGUUGUCCCAUCAGUCGAGACGGCCGAAGCGGUCGAACCUUCCCCUCAGCCUAAUGGCGUCCAUCAUUCUUCUGCACAAUCCUCGAGCUCACCAACCAAACGUGAGGCAGAAAGUGAUGAUAUUUCGGAUGUCAUAGAUGCACAACCUCCGAAGAAAAAACAGAAAUCUGUCAUUGACGCGGAUGCUGCAUACGCUGCUCGCCUACAAGCCGAAGAAGACAAGAUGGCUCGGCCCACCCGUGGUGGAGUGAACCGAAAGACAGCUCCUGUCAAGAAGAAGAAGAGGUCGAAGAAGGAGCGUGUGACUGGAUCAGAUGACUCGGACCUCGAGGGAGAGGAUCGCAAGCAAAAACCGAAGCGAGAAACGGGUUUUCACAAACCGCUCAAUCUUUCGCAAGCUUUGUCGAAUUUGUUCGAUGGGGCAACGCAGCUGUCACGGCCGGAGACUACCAAACGCAUAUGGGCGUACAUCAAAGCGAAUGGUCUGCAAGAUCCCAGCGACAAGCGAUACAUCAUCUGCGACGCUAGGAUGCGAGAAGUGUUCAAGCAAGACAAGGUCCACAUGUUCACCAUGACAAAGUUGAUCUCGCAGCAAAUGUAUAACCCUGAUGAAUGAAGACUUGAUGGAACACUUAGAAACAACGUUUGGGCAGGGCUGAGGACAUCAAAAUUCCAAUUCUGCGUUAUUCCUCAGUGAAUUAAUAAGCCAAUUCGAGCGGCACAGGAUUCGGAGCGAAAGUUGGGCGUUGGGCUCACAGAGGGACAAUUACGGUUAGGAUCGGGCAAAAUCUUUGGACAAGGUUUGAUUUGCUUGCAUGCGUUCAGAGAUGGCUCUGGGACACGAAGGCCAAGUGAUCAAAGCAGAUAUGGAAAUAUCAGAUAGAAUGACUUACAGGAGCUGGACUUGAGCGAUUGCUAGUCUGGCAUGUGUGGCUCUCCGUCCGCGAGUGGGCAGUCAGGAGUGCCCAGCCUCGCUGACUAAAGCACUUCAGAAACGCCUUGCUGCUUUGUCCCGCUUGCAGUCUUGAGGGAAUUGCAUCAUGACUCACGGUGAAUCGACUAUGAGCUAGAAUGUGCGAGACAGGCCUUGAUUCCCAAGGCGCGUUACCAUAAUGAACCCUGUCUCGAAAAAGCGUCUGUGGAGAACUGAU